UGCGGUGUUUGUCUGCCGGACUUGACGGGCGGCCGGGCGGUGUGCGGCGGCGGCGGCGGCGGGGAAGAUGGCGGCGUCCUCCCUGGAACAGAAGCUGUCCCGCCUGGAAGCAAAGCUUAAGCAGGAGAACCGCGAGGCCCGGCAGAGGAUCGACCUCAACCUGGAUAUCAGCCCCCAGCGGCCCAAGCCCACCCUGCAGCUCCCGCUGGCCAAUGACGGGGGCAGUCGCUCACCAUCCUCAGAAAGCUCUCCACAGCACCCCACACCACCCGUCCGGCCCCGCCACAUGCUGGGGCUUCCGUCUCCCUUUUGCAUGCCCCGCAGCAUGGAGAGCCUUGAGAUUGACCAGAAGCUGCAGGAGAUUAUGAAGCAGACUGGCUACCUGACCAUUGGGGGCCAGCGCUUCCAGGCAGAGAUCAAUGACCUGGAGAACCUGGGCGAGAUGGGCAGCGGUACGUGUGGCCAGGUGUGGAAGAUGCGCUUUAGGAAGACAGGGCACGUCAUCGCGGUCAAGCAAAUGCGGCGCUCGGGGAACAAAGAGGAGAACAAGAGGAUCCUCAUGGACCUGGACGUGGUGCUCAAGAGUCAUGACUGUCCCUACAUAGUGCAGUGCUUCGGGACCUUCAUCACCAACACAGAUGUCUUCAUCGCCAUGGAGCUCAUGGGCACGUGUGCGGAGAAGCUCAAGAAGCGGAUGCAGGGCCCCAUCCCCGAGCGCAUCCUGGGCAAGAUGACGGUGGCGAUUGUGAAGGCCCUCUUCUACCUGAAGGAGAAGCACGGCGUCAUCCAUCGCGACGUCAAGCCCUCCAACAUCCUGCUGGACGAGCGGGGUCAGAUCAAGCUCUGCGACUUUGGCAUCAGUGGCCGCCUCGUCGACUCCAAGGCCAAGACGCGCAGUGCUGGCUGCGCUGCCUACAUGGCGCCUGAGCGCAUCGACCCCCCGGAUCCCACCAAGCCAGACUACGACAUCCGUGCAGACGUGUGGAGUCUGGGCAUCUCGUUGGUGGAGCUGGCCACUGGACAGUUUCCCUACAAGAACUGCAAGACAGACUUUGAGGUCCUCACCAAAGUCCUCCAGGAAGAGCCCCCCCUCCUGCCUGGGCACAUGGACUUCUCAGGGGACUUCCAGUCCUUCGUCAAAGACUGCCUUACUAAAGAUCACAGGAAGAGACCAAAGUAUAAUAAGCUACUUGAACACAGUUUCAUCAAGCGCUACGAGACCCUGGAGGUGGAUGUGGCGUCCUGGUUCAAAGACGUCAUGGCAAAGACCGAAUCGCCGCGGACUAGCGGAGACGUGAGCCAGCCCCACCUGCCCUUCUUCAGGUAGCUGCGUGGCGGCGGCCAGCCCACAGUGGGCCAGGGGCACGGCUGUAGGCCCCCCUUCCCCGCUGGCUGCCCAGCUGCCCGCCAGGGGAGACCUGGGACCUGGAGGCCGCCGAGGGCUGAGGACACAAAGU
Molecule: messenger RNA, 1457 nt
Organism: Elephantulus edwardii (Cape elephant shrew)
Lineage: Eukaryota; Metazoa; Chordata; Mammalia; Macroscelidea; Macroscelididae
Gene: MAP2K7
Product: mitogen-activated protein kinase kinase 7
Exons: 11
Coding region: 68-1327 (419 amino acids)
Biological process (GO): protein phosphorylation
Molecular function (GO): ATP binding; protein kinase activity
Source: RefSeq, a predicted model, not a curated record